This is a messenger RNA of Caenorhabditis sp. 36 PRJEB53466, 482 nucleotides long. The record is from the annotation of a GenBank genome assembly. Lineage: Eukaryota; Metazoa; Nematoda; Chromadorea; Rhabditida; Rhabditidae.
AUGCAGAUGACCGCUCAGUUGGACGAGCUGACUGGCGCACUCAAUCUGAUCACCCAUCCCGAGGAGCUCUCCGAGUACAACAGCCUCGUCGACCGUUUCCGAGCUCUCACCCGCUUGCUCAGCCCAAUCGUGAGUUUAAAACUAAAACUGGGAAUUCUCUUCAAUGAUAACUAAUUACAGAUUGAGAUGGAGUGCAUGUCCGACUACGACUACAUUCUUGAAGUGUACGACACGGCUUUUGGCGCGGGACAACGGGUCAUCAACUAUGAUUUUCCGGUCGCAACAACCAAGGAGGAGUUUGCAGUAAGCAUUUUUAAGAGAUUGAGUGCUAUGGGAAAAUACUCAUUUUUGCGCUUUGCUGAUUGAUUGUUGUUAUAUUUCAGGCAAUGACGGCCAACCUGAAAGACGUAGUCAACCGAAUGGAGUCUGUCGACCGUGUUCUUGCCUUCUGCUUCCGCAACAACUUCAUCCGUUUCUACUGA